AUGAUCGUGGGGGGUACAGGAGGUCGGAUGAGCAGGAGAGGGAGAAAGAGGGGCCGAGAUGGGGAAGGCAGUAGCAACGAAGUCAUGCAAGUAGAACAACAUUCUCCAAUAGUCAUUUCUUUCUCUCAAGAAGAUGCCCACGGCAUUCAAAUGCCUCAUGAUAAUGCCCUCGUUAUUGAAGCUGUUGUUCACAACUUCCGCGUUCGAAAGAUCUUGGUAGAUGACGGAAGCAAAGUAAACUUACUGCCUUACAGGGUCUUCCAGCAGAUUGAUAUACCAGAGGAACAGAUGGUGCGAGAUCAAGCCCCGGUGAAAGGGAUUGGAGGGGCCCCGGUACCUGUGGAAGGAAAAGUGAAGUUGGCCCUGACCCCAGGAGAGGCGCCCUCAACCCGGACCCACUAUGCAGUAUUCUUAGUGGUGAAGCUCCCUCUAAGCUACAACGCAAUACUGGGAAGGCUCGUGCUGUAUGAUUUUGAGGUAGUAACCAGCAUCAGGUAUCUAACCAUGAAGUUCCCAACAGAAGCGAGGGUAGGAGUAGUACGGGGACGCCAGGAAAAAGCCAGGGCAGUGUACAUGGCCACUGUAGCGGAUCCAAGCUUGGCAGAAGGGAAGUUCGACUCAGAAGUGAUGGAAGUCCGAGAUGAGAAAAGAGAGGCCAGAACGGAACCAGUAGGAGAACUGGAAACCUUCCCCUUGGCAGAGACAGAAACAGACAAGGUCUUCAGUUUCAAUGCCGGUCUAAGCAAAGAGCAGAAAACCGAAGCAAUGGCCCUGAUCCGAGCUCACGCCUCAAGCUUCGCUUGGAAGCCAUCCGACAUGCCAUGGAUAGACCCCAAGGUGAUGACGCACAAAUUGAACGUGUCUCCCGAGGCCAAACCGGUGAAGCAAAAGAAGAGAGUAAUAGGGAGAGAAAAGCAGCAAGCCACCAGGGAGGAGGAAUGUCGAAGUAUAUGUCGACGAUAUGGUGGUAAAGAGUCCGACCUUUCAACAACACUUGAUAAACCUGAAGGAAGUAUUCGGAGUACUAGAACAAUACAGAAUGAGGCUGAACCCAGCAAAAUGCGCUUUCUUCAUCAGGGGUCAAAAAUUCUUGGGUUACAUGGUCAGUGGAAAAGGGAUGUUCAAAGACUCACCGGAAGGGUAGUGGCGCUUAACCGUUUUAUGGCAAGAUCGGCAGAAAUGUGCCUACCAUUCUUCAAGAAGUUGAGAAAAGUUCCAAAUUUCGAAUGGACUGAGGAUUGUCAAAAAGCUUUUAAGGAGCUCAAAAUCUACCUCAGUUUACCGCAUGUACUCAAUAGCCCACUGGAAGGGGAAGAACUUCUUAUCUACUUAUCAGCCUCAAAACAAGCCAUCAGCGCCGUACUGGUGAGAGUAGAAGGAAGAGAGCAGAAGCCAGUAUUUUACGUCAGCAAAGUACUCAAAGAUGCCGAGAAAAUUCAGGGUAUACCUAGAGAGCCAUCAAGGAAUAGUGAUGAUGGACCAACCCCUCAAAAAAUCCUCCACAGACCAGAAACGUCAGAACAAGCAGAACUUAAUAAGAUACCCUCAGGAGCAAUAGAAGGAGAAAGGGGAAGGCAAUCCUCACAAGAGUUCAGCUGGAAGUUGUAUGUGGAUGGAGCAUCCAGCUCCGGGGGCAGCGGCGCGAGAAUAGUGCUGAUAGGACCUAAAGGGUUCAAGGUUUGUUACGCCCUAUGCUUAGAGUUCAGUGCUUCCAAAAAUAUAGCAGAAUACGAGGCCCUAAUAAAUGAGAUGUUGAUUGCAAUGGAAAUAGGGGUGACCGACCUCGAAAUAAAUACCGACUCCCAGUUAGUGAUCAACCAGAUAACAGGGGCAUAUCAAGUAAGAGACCUUGCCAUGCAAAACUACUUGGCGAAGGUAAAGGCCAUAGAGGCUGAGCUCGACAGUCAAGGGAUCAUGGUAAGGUACCAAAGAAUACCCCGAGAAGAAAAUGAAGAGGCAGACCUGCUCAGUCGAUUGUCCAAGGAAGAACUGGAGCAACUCCCAAAUGAGGUAUACAUAGAGCACAUCAGCACUCCUGUCUUCGAUAAAGCAGACUCCGUGAUGGAGAUCGAAGAAGGACAGAACUGGAUGACCCCAUACCUAGAAUAUUUAGAGAGGGGAAAACUCCCUGAGGACAAAGCCGAGGCAAGAAAAAUUACAGACCGGGCAGCCAACUACCAAGUAGUAAGAGGAACCUUGUACAGGAGGGGGAAGUCUUGCCCAUGGCUCCGAUGUGUGGGCCCGGAAGAAGCAACAAGGGUGAUGAAAGAAAUACAUCAAGGAAUCUGUGGAGCCCAUGAGGGAGCAGGAACGUUGGCAAACAAAAUCUUCAAGCAGGGAUACUACUGGCCCACUGUCAAACGGGAGGCUGGGGAGUUCGUUGGGAGAUGUGACGUAUGCCAAAGAUUUGCCAAUGCCCUUAAUAUUCCAGCCAUACCCCAAUCCAGCAUAUCCAGCCCGUGGCCGUUCUCACAGUGGGGCAUACACAUCCUGGGACCUUUUCCCAAGACCACGGGCCAGAAAAAAUUUAUAGUAGUAGCUGUGGAAUAUUUCUCAAAGUGGCCCGAAGCUGAGGCUAUUCCCACUAUCACAGCAAGGAAAAUGGUAGAUUUCAUCUGGAGCAACAUCAUCUGCAGAUUUGGGAUACCCAGGGUACUUAUAUCAGACAAUGGCAAGCAGUUCGACGGCAGAACCUUUAAGGAGUUCACUAGAAAUAUGGGCAUCUGGCACAAGUUCUCCUCGGUAGCCCAUCCUCAAACCAAUGGCCAGACGGAGGUUACGAAUCGAGCUAUCCUCCGAGGAUUGAAGAAGCGACUGGAUGGAGCAAAGAAAAAUUGGGCAGACGAGUUCAACAGUAUCCUAUGGGCACUCAGAACUACACCCAAAACGCCAACCAGAGAAACACCAUUUGCGCUUGCGUUCGGCACCGAAGCUGUAGUUUCCAUCGAGCUACAAGUCCCUACGCAUCGAGUUCAGUUCAAUAGCGAGGACACCAAUGACGAUAAGCUGAAAUGCAAUCUGGACGCCUUAGCAGAAGUUAGAGAAGGAGCCCAAGUUCGCACUGCUGCAUACCAACAAAAGGCAGCGCGCUAA
Messenger RNA from Manihot esculenta (cassava), 3093 nucleotides. RefSeq lists its product as uncharacterized. Gene Ontology annotation, biological process: DNA integration. The record is from RefSeq and is a predicted model, not a curated record. The coding region runs from base 1 to 3093 and encodes 1030 amino acids. Lineage: Eukaryota; Viridiplantae; Streptophyta; Magnoliopsida; Malpighiales; Euphorbiaceae. The transcript is spliced from 5 exons. Gene Ontology annotation, molecular function: RNA-DNA hybrid ribonuclease activity; nucleic acid binding.